Messenger RNA from Peromyscus eremicus (cactus mouse), 3101 nucleotides. It is a transcript of the gene Gpbp1, whose product is annotated as GC-rich promoter binding protein 1. The coding region runs from base 1286 to 2767 and encodes 493 amino acids. Gene Ontology annotation, biological process: DNA-templated transcription; positive regulation of DNA-templated transcription. Lineage: Eukaryota; Metazoa; Chordata; Mammalia; Rodentia; Cricetidae. Gene Ontology annotation, molecular function: RNA binding; DNA binding. The record is from RefSeq and is a predicted model, not a curated record. The transcript is spliced from 14 exons. Gene Ontology annotation, cellular component: nucleus.
CUCUGCUUCCUUCCCCGCCUCGCCACCUUCCUUCCCACGAUCUCGCGAGACUUGGCCCAGAACAUUGCGGAUCGGGUCGGCGCCAUUUUGGGACGGAGACUGGUGGUGGGGGAGGGAAAAGCGGCAAAAGGGGAUUAUUCAAAGUACCGAAAACCACCUCCCGGGAUCGAGCGCAGCGGCACCCCCAGGCCAGGGGCACCUCUGCUGGGGCGGAAGGUGAUUGAAUUAUGCAGAUAUGAAGAUCAUCUUCUAGGUUUUUUUAAAAAGGCCUUGGAUAUUUCAAGUGGCCAUUUUGGAAUUACAGUUCUGUUUUUGUUUUGCCCCAGAAGUUUAUUAAAAUUGACAAGAAUCAUCUCUGAAGUGAAUUGAAAGUAGUAAGCCAAUUCAACGAGCUGCUAAAAAACCCAGUCAUUUCUUCAGUAUUUUGGUUCAAACGGAUUAUAUAAGUGGUUAAAGUAUUUCGUCUGAUGUUAUUUUCGUCUCUUCCCCCUCUCCUGUUGGUGUUCUUCAGCCAAAACUGUAAGAUAUGUUUGAUUUGUGUACUGAAUAGUUUCAAAUUACUGUUUAAAUAUUGCUGAAGUUUCGUGGCAGUUCUUUUUACCUUUAUUGAAAGUUUUAGUAAUUUUUGACUUCAGCUCUUUUCAUAUUACGAUGGGACAGCUUUUCUAAAUGAAGACAUUGAAAGAAUACAGAGUUUUUUCCCCUUUUCCUUUUCUUUACUUGGGAGAGUAAGAUGUUCCAGUGUCACACCAGCAUGGUAGGAUUGAGAUAGCUAUUUGUCUCUGUAUAUGCUGAUGUGUAGAAGUAAGCUUCAGAUGUGAAGUUUUCUUUUUGUUUCUGCUUUUUGCACAUAAAUUGGAUAUUUCAUCUGGAGUGGAUAAGUACAACAGUGACAAAUACAUGGAAUAAUAAAGAAGACCUUGCUCUUGAAUCCAAGGAACUUGGCUAAUUCUGGAUAUAGCCGUAUGAAAACUUCAAAACAAAUAUGGGUAGCUGACUUCAAAUAACUCUAUGUCAAAUAGUCAUAGGUUAAGUAUCUUCAAAGAACUUGGAUAUUUCAGAGGAUACAAAAUAAAAAAACAAACUGGAAAACAUAAAGCUUAUAGAGAAAAAACCAGCACCUUCCUGUGCAGUCCUCUUGGAAUUUCAUCUGGUUGACCUGUAAACGAGAUGUGUCGAUCAGAAUGACCUUGAACUUGUGGCAGUCGUUUGAGUUUUGGGAUUAUAGGGACUUGCCAUGAGGUGUUGAAGCCUUGUUUCACUGAGUUGGAGAGACUGGACCUAAAUGGCGCAGCAUGACUUUGCUCCAGCCUGGCUUAAUUUUCCUACUCCGCCAUCAUCAACAAAGUCAUCAUUGAAUUUUGAGAAGCAUUCUGAAAAUUUUUCAUGGACAGAAAAUCGUUAUGAUGUGAGUCGUCGACGACACAACUCUUCAGAUGGCUUUGAUUCUGGUAUUGGACGUCCUAACGGAGGUAAUUUUGGGAGGAAAGAAAAAAAUGGAUGGCGUACGCAUGGCAGAAAUGGUACAGAAAACAUAAAUCAUCGAGGGGGAUACCAUGGUGGAAAUUCCCGUUCUCGUAGCAGUCUUUUCCAUUCUGGAAAAAGCCAAGGACUACAUGAAAACAGCAUCCCUGACAAUGACACUGGGAGGAAAGAAGACAAGAGAGAACGCAGACAGUUUGAGGCUGAGGACUUUCCGUCUUUAAAUCCUGAAUACGAGAGAGAACCAAAUCAGAAUAAAUCUUUAGCUGCGGGUGUAUGGGGCCUACACGCCCAGACACACACAUACCCAACCAAAAAAAUCUCCCAAGCUCCUCUCUUAGAAUAUCCCCCGAAUCCUAAAUCUAGAGCUCCAAGAAUGCUGGUCAUUAAGAAAGGUAAUACAAAAGACUUACAGCUAUCUGGAUUCCCAGUAGCAGGAAACCUUCAGUCACAGCCAGUUAAGAAUGGAACUGGUCCGAGUGUUUAUAAAGGCUUAGUCCCCAAACCUGCUGUUCCACCUACAAAACCUACACAAUGGAAAAGCCAAACUAAAGAAAACAAAGUUGGGACUUCUUUUCCUCAUGAAUCUACAUAUGGUGUUGGCAACUUUAAUACUUUCAAGUCAACCGCUAAGAGUAUUAGUCCAUCAACAAAUUCAGUGAAAGAGUGUAAUCGUUCAAAUUCUUCCUCGCCUGUUGACAAACUUAAUCAGCAGCCUCGUCUAACUAAACUGACACGAAUGCGAAGUGAUAAGAAGAGUGAGUUCUUGAAAGCACUGAAAAGGGACAGAGUAGAAGAGGAACAUGAAGAUGAGAGCCGUGCUGGCUCAGAGAAGGAUGACGACUCAUUUAAUUUGCAUAACAGCAAUAGUACUCACCAAGAAAGAGAUAUAAACAGAAACUUUGAUGAAAAUGAAAUUCCACAAGAGAACGGCAAUGCUUCAGUGAUUUCUCAACAGAUCAUUCGUUCUUCAACCUUUCCACAAACUGAUGUUCUUUCCAGUUCACUUGAGGCAGAACACAGGUUAUUAAAGGAGAUGGGCUGGCAGGAAGACAGUGAAAAUGAUGAAACAUGUGCUCCCUUAACUGAGGAUGAAAUGAGAGAAUUCCAAGUUAUUAGUGAACAGUUACAGAAGAAUGGGCUGAGGAAAAAUGGUAUUUUGAAAAAUGGCCUGAUCUGUGACUUCAAGUUUGGACCCUGGAAAAACAGCACUUUCAAACCCACACUUGAGAAUGACGACACAGAGACAAGUAGCAGUGACACGUCAGAUGACGACGAUGUGUGAAGGAUUUCCUAACAGCUUUAGACAUUUUAGUGUGAUCCAUCUCUCAUGCCGUUUGGGGUGAAUUGUAAAAAUGAAGAACUAUAAUUUAUGUAGUGAACUACCCCAUUAGAAGAUGAUUUUUUUGGGGGACUUCAAUAUGAAGAAAACCAAGAAUGUUGUGUUGGGCUGUGUUGAACAUUAUUUCUUUGUAAAUGAAUGUUGUAGAAAUGAGGACUUUGGUUGAUCCAACAUUGACUCUCUUCAUCACUGCAGCAUUUCUCUGACUAGCAAUGUGACGAUGUAACAAAUGAGAUUUUCUCAUUUAAUAAUAAAAAAUUGUGUAAUGUUUUGCAAA